CCCCCCCCCCCCAAAAAAAAAAAAAAAUCUAACACCCCCACUAUACCAAAAUUAUUCCCCCCUACCUUUGACGACCACCAACCGAAACCAUUGUUUGUAGCAUUCCUCAGAUCUCUCUUAAAGGGUAUUUCAUAUAGCUUGUCACACAUGGCCGCAUUCAAAGCAUUUUUGAACAGCCCUGUUGGCCCUAAAACAACUCAUUUUUGGGGUCCUGUAGCCAACUGGGGAUUCGUCAUUGCUGGACUGGUCGACACGCAGAAACCACCAGAGAUGAUAUCAGGCAACAUGACAUCAGCAAUGUGUGUGUAUUCUGCAUUGUUCAUGAGAUUUGCAUGGAUGGUACAGCCUCGGAAUUAUCUUCUUCUGGCAUGCCAUGCCUCUAAUGAGUCGGUGCAACUCUAUCAACUAUCACGUUGGGCAAAAAGUCAAGGAUAUUUGCAGCAGAAUGCAGCCAAAGCAGAGUGAUUUAGUUUUCUUUCUUGUUUAAUUUUUGGACACUUUUCGCCUGUCGUUUUAUGAGUUUUUUCAUCAAUUGUUGCAGAAAAACUUGCCUUUGAUCAUCAAAGAGCUGAACUAACAGACUACUCCCAAGUAAAUCUUAGUACUAUUAGUACUGGUACCUUUGGGAUUCAUUAUCAUGUCUAUAAGAAUUGCCACAAUAACACAA
Messenger RNA from Lycium barbarum (goji berry), 667 nucleotides. Its product is annotated as mitochondrial pyruvate carrier 1. Bases 148 to 465 code for a protein of 105 amino acids. The record is from RefSeq and is a predicted model, not a curated record. Gene Ontology annotation, biological process: pyruvate import into mitochondria. Lineage: Eukaryota; Viridiplantae; Streptophyta; Magnoliopsida; Solanales; Solanaceae. The transcript has 5 exons. Gene Ontology annotation, cellular component: mitochondrial inner membrane.